CCCCGCCUAUCCGUGCGUGGGGUUUCCCGGCGCUGUCCGCAGGGUUACCGCGCCCAUCUCUGCUCGAUGGCUGAGGGGAUCUGACGGGGACGGCGGUUCCUGCGCGUUAUUGUGUGUUUUCUUUCCCGCUUUAGAGCGCUCGGAGACGGCGGCAGUGCGGGGAGUCAGGCGCUGAUACCCCCACCGAGGAGGGAGAGAGACAGAGAGGUCGCCGCCGCCGCCCUCCCGUCACCGCCCCGAACGUCUCCCGCUUCCCCCAUCCUCCCCGUCCCCCACCCCCCCCCCUCACCUCCCAGCACCGGAGCGCACGGCCUCUGGGGGAAGGAGGACACGCGGUGCCAGCGGAUUGCAGCCCCUGGGGCCGAACCGACGAGAGGCCGAGGAGGAUAUUACCCGGAGUGGAUGGUCACACAUUGGGCGGACAGCAGAACUGAUUGUUGGUGGUAGAGAAGCCUCAUUUUUAGUGAAGAAAGAUGAGUGAACUCGAUCAGCUACGCCAGGAGGCUGAGCAACUAAAGAACCAAAUCAGAGAUGCCAGGAAAGCAUGUGCAGAUGCCACUCUGGCCCAGAUCACGGCCAAUAUUGAUCCAGUAGGACGAAUUCAGAUGCGCACUAGACGUACGCUGAGAGGACACCUUGCUAAAAUCUAUGCUAUGCACUGGGGUACAGAUUCCAGGCUGCUAGUUAGUGCCUCCCAGGAUGGCAAGCUUAUAAUCUGGGACAGCUACACCACAAACAAGGUUCAUGCAAUUCCUUUGCGUUCUUCUUGGGUGAUGACGUGUGCGUAUGCCCCAUCUGGAAACUACGUGGCUUGUGGUGGUCUUGAUAACAUUUGUUCAAUUUACAACCUAAAAACUCGUGAAGGAAAUGUGCGGGUGAGCCGUGAAUUGGCUGGUCACACAGGCUACCUGUCCUGUUGUCGCUUUCUGGAUGAUAACCAAAUUAUUACCAGCUCUGGAGAUACCACUUGCGCUCUUUGGGACAUUGAAACUGGCCAGCAGACAACCACCUUCACUGGGCACACUGGGGAUGUCAUGAGCUUGUCCCUUGCUCCAGAUUCAAGGUGCUUUGUGUCUGGGGCCUGUGAUGCCUCAGCCAAACUUUGGGAUAUCCGAGAAGGAAUGUGCCGACAGACUUUUACAGGACACGAGUCUGACAUUAAUGCGAUCUGUUUCUUCCCUAAUGGCAAUGCUUUUGCCACUGGCUCAGACGAUGCCACAUGCAGGCUUUUUGAUCUCCGUGCGGACCAGGAGUUGAUGAUUUAUUCCCAUGACAAUAUAAUCUGUGGCAUCACUUCAGUAGCAUUUUCCAAGAGUGGACGUCUCCUCUUAGCUGGAUAUGACGACUUCAAUUGCAAUGUCUGGGACACACUUAAGGCUGACAGAGCAGGCGUCCUAGCUGGUCAUGAUAACCGUGUAAGCUGCUUGGGAGUAACAGAUGAUGGUAUGGCAGUGGCAACAGGGUCAUGGGACAGCUUCCUCAAGAUUUGGAAUUAAAGUCUAUUCCCAGCUGACUUCUCCAUGACUGGAAGAGCAUUCCAACCUUCGAAAUUUUAAAUCAUAGCAUAUCCGAUCCAACCAUACUAACGUGGACACCCACUCUCCCUACUCCCGUACAUCAAAGGGCAGAACCUCUCCUCUCAUUUUUUUGCUGAAAACAAGAGCACAAUUAUUUGCUAUAGGAAGAAUUGUUUUGUGGUUCUGAAACUGAAAAUUGUGCAUUCCUUUUGGGACCACCCCCCCCCCUUCCCCCACAUAUUAUAUAUAUAAAUAUAUAAACAAUUUUUUUUCUUUAAAUUCUUUCUUUACCUUUGUUUGUCUUGAAUAAUGAUACAAAACACUAUACGAGCGCAGUAAGACAUAACCAGUAAGUAGCUAUAUUGAGCGUAAAGUCCAUUUCAUGAUUGUUCAUUCAAAGGUUUUUGGAGCAAAGUCGGUCUUUUAAACUUUUUUUUUUUUUUUUUGUAAAUCAGAUGUCUAUAGCAGUUGUUGUGAGAACUGCAGCAGUACCAGGAUUGUAAAAUAAGAAGUUAUGUGGGUUAUUUUUUAUGUUAAUUUCUUCCCUCCACAUUUCUAAUUCUGAUCCAUUAAGUUAAGGUCAGGUGUGAUACAUUUGUGUCGGGGCCUUUUUAUGUUGUAAGUGUCCCUAUAUUGUCUUGUGAAAAUCUGUUGCACAGAUACAGAAACAUACAAACAUUAAAGAGCAUACUAGCCAUCGGCUUGCCCUUAUGUGAUGGUCAUGUUAAAAUCUGUUGACCCCUGGUAGGAAGCUCCAGUAAUUGAGUUACUUUUGAGCGCCAACUGUUUAUGGAAAUGUAGUAACGCAAUGCCUGGAGUGCCUUCAGAAUCUCUCGUCCUCUAAGAAUAUUUAACAUCUGCGUUUGAACCCUGCAAAAGUUUUGAUUGGAGUGUUGUAAGGACUCAAGUGUGCUGCGCUCUAGAACACCAAUACCAAUGAAUUGUGUUCCUGGAAUGCAUGUACACAAUCCCACCUACCCCCUCUGCAUAUUCGACGACAUUAGUACUCCUACACACAUAACGUGUGAGAACAGUUGAUCAGAAUUAAGCUGGUGGCAUCCACUGUAUAAUGGGAAGCACCAGCGAUGUGAUCUGUAAUAUCUGCUCCCCCUUGAGCAGAGACUCUAGAUGAGUCUCUAGACUUACUGGUGCUGUAUACUCCUGCCAGGGGUUUUGUUUUUUAUAUAUAUUCUUUUUUGUCGGCCCCCCCCCCCCCCCCCCUUCACCACGUCCUUCAACGUUCACUUCACUGUCAAAUCCUUCACCUAGACCUGAAUCAUUCAUUCAGACUCCAGCUUCCCUGCAAACUUGUUCUGUUAACACUGGGAAUAGAUUUUGAGAAAUAAAAGGGUAUCUUUCAUGAACACUACCCUAGUCCCGUAUUGAUAGAUUAGGAGCAGCCGUGGACAGAAGUACCUGUCUGUACUCUUUGGAUAUACAGUCAGAUGUGUAUGAAAUGAUGUACAAAUUUAAUGUUUUUGAAAAUAAUGAUCUUGAACUUUCUAAGUUAAAACUUACGAAAGCUUUUAUUAUGUUGGCGGGGAGGGGGUGUGUUUGCCAUAGGGAUGGGUUUUCCUCUUAAGAUUGCAUGCUGUAGAGUUGCUUAAUGUGCAAAUAGAGUCCCUAGAUGAUUGUUUGUUUUUUAUUAUUAUUUUUUUUGUUUGGGUUUUUUUUUGCCCCUGCCCUUUAAGAAAACUUGUUUAAGAAUGAAAUUUGCGGUUGUGCGUUUAUUUUAUGUACUCACAGCUACUCUGUAUACACUUUCAAAGUUCAGUGCGAAAUUGUGAGCACUAAGAGUAGCUCAAUUCACUUUUUUCUUUUUUUUUUUACAAAUGUACAAAACAUCCUAUUCAAACAAUCGCAUAAAAAAAUAUUAUUAUUUUUUUUUUUACAGGAAGGGUUGGGAAUUGUGAAAUUAAACUUUAGUUGGUUUAAAUUGAUGCUUCUCAGCCUGUUCUUGUAGCUAAAGGAUCUUGCAUCUAAUUUGUUUUGUUUUUCUAAGAACGACUUUCCCUGCAAUUUAUUUUAGUCUCCUGUGCAUUGCUUCUUUAUUACUGUAAAGAUCUGUAAACCAAUAUGCGAGAUCUGCCCUACUGUUCCACAGAUCUGUACAGUAAAAAAAAGUAGCCCACUAUAAUUUAAUUAGCUUCUUCCUAAUUGUAUAUGAAUGAUACUCAACCUUUAGCAGUAGAGGCUUUAUUUUAUUUUUCUCUUUCUAUACAAAAGUACUGUAAUUGUGCGUUAGGCCGGGAACUGGCAGAGAACGAGAUGCCCCGCCCACUUUUUGCAUAAAUUACUCUAGAGCUCUCUGCACCCCCUUCUCCCUCUCACCUUUUGUAUUUAAUUUUAAAGUCAGUGUACUACAAGAACGCUGGAUGCAAGAUAGAUACUAUAUUAAAAUGUACUGUUAUUUAAGAUGUAAUAAAGCAGUUUGACAUGAGUUUA
Molecule: messenger RNA, 3962 nt
Organism: Pseudophryne corroboree (corroboree frog)
Lineage: Eukaryota; Metazoa; Chordata; Amphibia; Anura; Myobatrachidae
Gene: GNB1
Product: G protein subunit beta 1
Exons: 11
Coding region: 474-1496 (340 amino acids)
Biological process (GO): G protein-coupled receptor signaling pathway
Cellular component (GO): heterotrimeric G-protein complex; cytoplasm
Molecular function (GO): protein binding; signaling receptor complex adaptor activity
Source: RefSeq, a predicted model, not a curated record